This is a messenger RNA of Callorhinchus milii (elephant shark), 1412 nucleotides long. RefSeq names its product cyclin-dependent kinase 2 (gene cdk2). The record is from RefSeq and is a predicted model, not a curated record. NCBI's taxonomy places the organism in Eukaryota, Metazoa, Chordata, Chondrichthyes, Chimaeriformes, Callorhinchidae. Gene Ontology annotation, molecular function: cyclin-dependent protein serine/threonine kinase activity; ATP binding; cyclin binding. The transcript has 7 exons. Gene Ontology annotation, biological process: G1/S transition of mitotic cell cycle; regulation of gene expression; signal transduction. Gene Ontology annotation, cellular component: cyclin-dependent protein kinase holoenzyme complex; cytoplasm; nucleus. Bases 76 to 987 code for a protein of 303 amino acids.
GGACCCGCCAGUGCCGAGUUCCCGGGAGGCUGCCUGCCCGGAGGGGAGGGGAGGGGAGGGGAGGGGAGGGGGAGGAUGGAGAACUUCCAGAAGGUGGAGAAGAUCGGAGAGGGCACUUAUGGAGUGGUGUAUAAAGCCAGAAACAAACUCACAGGGGAAGUGGUGGCGCUCAAGAAAAUCCGCCUCGAUACGGAGACGGAAGGUGUCCCGAGCACCGCCAUCCGGGAAAUCUCUCUCCUCAAAGAGCUCAGUCACCCCAACAUCGUCAAGUUACUAGACGUGAUCCACACCGAGAACAAACUGUACCUCGUCUUCGAGUUCCUGCACCAGGACCUCAAGAAGUUCAUGGAUGUCUCGUCAGUGGGUGGGAUCCCCCUGCCCCUCGUGAAGAGCUACCUGUACCAGCUGUUGCAGGGCCUGGCUUUCUGUCACUCUCACCGGGUGCUUCACCGUGACCUGAAGCCCCAGAACCUGCUGAUCAACGCGGACGGUGCUAUCAAACUGGCCGACUUCGGGCUGGCCCGAGCCUUUGGCGUUCCUGUCCGGACCUACACCCACGAGGUUGUCACCCUGUGGUAUCGAGCCCCUGAGAUCCUCCUGGGAUGUAAAUACUACUCCACGGCUGUGGACAUCUGGAGCCUGGGCUGUAUCUUCGCAGAAAUGGUAACACAUUCCAAAAUCACCAGGAGGGCCUUGUUCCCUGGAGACUCCGAGAUCGAUCAGCUUUUCCGUAUAUUCCGGACACUGGGAACUCCGGAUGAGGGGGUGUGGCCGGGUGUGAGCGCGAUGCCGGAUUACAAACACACGUUCCCCAGGUGGAGCCGGCAGGAGCUGAGCAAAGUGGUGCCUCCCCUGGGAGAGGGGGGCAGGGACCUGCUGGCGCAAAUGCUCCUGUACGACCCAACGGAGCGCGUCUCAGCGAAGACCGCCAUUUCCCACCUCUUCUUCCAGGACGUCACCACAGCGAUUCCUCAUCUCCGCGUCUGAAGCCAAACCCAAGCCCGGAACCCGUGACCUGCUCUUUGUCAGCCCGAGGGGAACUUGAGGGAAAUGGCACCUCUCUCUACUCUGGCGCAGCCUCGAAUUCCUUUCCCCCCCUUCCCCCCCCACAGUGUAGGGUCAGAAAUCCACAUGUUAGUGGGGAUGGAGCUUAAAGUUUUGUAAAGAAAUAAGUAAUUUGUUUUAAUCAUGAGUAUUUGUUUCCUCGUCAAAUGGAGACAUGUUGUUAGAGAUUUAAUUCCCCUGAGAAUCGUCCUCAUGACGGUGGGGGGGGGGCCUCUCUUUCUCUCUCUCUCUCUCUCUCUCUAUCUAUCUCUGAUUCCAGCCUAAUUCCUGACUUCCAUGAAGUUGGAUGUUGCCGGGAAGAGGGGGGCGGGGGGGAGAGAGAGAGAGAGAGGGAGGGAGUGUGGAGU